CGUGGUGAGUGAUGAACGGGCGGGGGCCGAGCCCGACCUCAACCUAACCAACCAGACCGGACCAGACCUCCUCCUCGUCCCCGUCGCCGGCGCCGCGCAUGGACCCGAGCCGCCCGCUGCUAGGGCGCGGCGCCCUCCUUUCCUCCUCCUUCCACGCCGCCGCGGGGUUCCUCGUUGUCGUCCUCCUCCUCCUCACGCUGCUCCGCUUCCCCCUCUCCAUCUCCCCACACGCCGUCUCCACCGUCAGCGACCAGAAGCUGUCUCAGCGUAUCUGCGAUCCCACCUCCCCCCUGGACUGCGCCGAUCCGCAGCUAUUCCACCUCAUGAUGCGCAGCGCCAUCGACACCUUCCACGCCGUCCACUUCUCCCGCUUUGGCCGCCCCGUCCCCGGCGACCCCCCCUCCGCCUCCUGCGACAUGGCCUGGCGCGCCCGCUCUGAUUCCGACUCCCCCUCCAAGGCCACCACCAAGGACUACCGCCGCUUCGCCAUCGCCCGCCACCCCGUCACCUGCGCCUACUCCGUCCUCUCCAUCGGCGACUACCACUCCGGCCCCAACGCCCGCAAGCCCCGCCGCGUCGCCACCAACGCCACCAUCGCCCCUCCGCCCCCGCCCGCCCUCUCCCGCUCUCAGUUUGCCCAGGGCGCCUACCUCGCCUACCUCGGCGGCGGCGACCGAUGCAAGCCCAUGCCGCACUACCUGCGCAGCCUCCUCUGCGCCCUCACCGAAGCACGCUACCUCAACCGCACCCUAGUCCUCGAUCUCACACUCUGCCUCGCCGCCUCCUACGCCGCGCCGGGGACAGGGGGGAUGCCAGAGGAGGGCAAGCGCCUCGCCUUCUACGUCGACGUCGACCACCUCCACUCUCAGUUCGCCAUCAUCGAGGGGACCAAGUUCUGGGCGGAUUGGGAUAAGUGGGGAGUGCAGGGCCAGCUCGGGGCCCGCCUCAUCGAGGAUACCAGGCUCGCGCCUAUCAAGUUCUCCAAGGCCAGGGAUACCCUCAUCGUCAGGAAAUUUGGGGACGUCGAGCCAGGGAACUAUUGGUACAAUGUCUGCGAGGGUGAAGCGAAGCGUGUGCUCCGCCCGCUGCGCCCGGCAAUACGCUGGGCGCCGAGCUUGAUGCACAUUGUCAAUAAUAUCAUCUCAAGGAUGCAAGCAGACUUUGAUUCGGUCCAUACCGGUGGCAACGUUGAUGACCUCAGUCAGAGGAUCCAGGAAGGUGUUGAUGGAGGGCGGCAGGUGUAUGUCGCAGGGAUAGGGGUCAACAGUGCAUUGGUGGAGGCGCUUAAGGCGAAGUAUCGCGUGCAUUACCUGGAUGAGUUUGAGGACCUGUGGGGGACAGACAGCAAGUGGUUCUUGGAGAUGAGGAGGCUCAAUGGUGGGGUUCCUGUAGAGUUUGAUGGGUACAUGCGCGAGGUCGUCGAUAGGGAGGUCUUCCUCAAAGGGAAGAAGAAGGUGGAGGUGCUCCAGUGAUUCCCCCCCCCCCCCCCCCUCCCUCCCUCUCCCAGAUAAGAUGUUCAACAAGGCAUGCCUUUUUGCCUAGCGAGUCUUGUAAAGAUCAUCAUGUUUGAAUUUCGUUGACUCCUCUGUAGAUGAUUUAGCUAGCCACUUCCAAGGAAUUACUUAGCUACCCAAUAUCACUUCCAAGGAAAUUUUGGUAACCAUCAAUGUAUAUAUAGCUCGGUGCUCCUGGCAGCAUCGGUUCCGUUCAGUUGAUCAGUUUCUUAGUGCUACUCACUCCUCGUUUCUGUAAGAAGGAUUUGUGCUACUUUUCAUUAUCAUGUCCAUUCUACUAUUUAGUUCAUUUCA
Phragmites australis (common reed) is the source of this 1808-nucleotide messenger RNA. RefSeq lists its product as uncharacterized. The record is from RefSeq and is a predicted model, not a curated record. Gene Ontology annotation, cellular component: Golgi apparatus. NCBI's taxonomy places the organism in Eukaryota, Viridiplantae, Streptophyta, Magnoliopsida, Poales, Poaceae. Bases 99 to 1472 code for a protein of 457 amino acids. The transcript has a single exon.